Messenger RNA from Mytilinidion resinicola, 276 nucleotides. RefSeq lists its product as uncharacterized. NCBI's taxonomy places the organism in Eukaryota, Fungi, Ascomycota, Dothideomycetes, Mytilinidiales, Mytilinidiaceae. The record is from RefSeq and is a predicted model, not a curated record. The coding region runs from base 1 to 276 and encodes 91 amino acids. The transcript has 2 exons.
AUGACGCCUGACAAUAUAGCUAGUGGGUGGAGAAAGACUGGCAUUAUUCCAUGGGAUCCUAAUAUUAUUUUGAACCUCUUCAACACUAAGCAGGAACCGGUGCUAGAGGAUGCUGAGCGCCCAACUUCUAGCCGGUCUGACGGUGCAGAACUAGGCCCUGGCGAUUGGAAGAGCAUUAAGAAACGCCUCCGGAAAAUGGUGAUUAAUCUUAUUGAUUUAAAAGUGGAUAAUGUUGAAAGAGAGAAAGCCGUAUUAGAGGUUAUCAAGAAACUAUAA